Ylistrum balloti is the source of this 1344-nucleotide messenger RNA. Its product is annotated as dentin sialophosphoprotein-like. The transcript is spliced from 4 exons. Lineage: Eukaryota; Metazoa; Mollusca; Bivalvia; Pectinida; Pectinidae. The record is from RefSeq and is a predicted model, not a curated record. Bases 1 to 1344 code for a protein of 447 amino acids.
AUGGCGAUGAACAGACCAACGACGGCGAUGAGGAGACCAACGAUGGCGAUGAGCAGACUAACGACUGAGAUGAGGAGACAAACGACGGCGAUGAGCAGACUAACGACGGCGAUGAGCAUACAAACGACGGCGAUGAACAGACUAACGACGGAGAAUGGAAAGCAGCAUGCAACUGAAGAACCACAGACGCAGAAACGAAUUGAAAAAAGAGUUCUAAAAAGUAGUUCGUCCAAAGAGAAAGAGACAACAACAGAUAUCCGUCAAAGACAAAGAACCGGUGAAGCGGUUAAUAAGGCUCCUUACACAGAGAUUCCAGUCGGAUUUACGACGACACGUGACGGAGGAGCAAACACAAACGACGGCGAUGUGGAGACCAACGACGGAGAUGAGGAGACCAACGUCGGAGAUGAGCAUAGAAACGACGGAGAUGAACAGAACAACGACGGAGAUGAUGAGACCAACGACGGCGACGAGCAGACCAACGACGGCGAUAAACAGACCAAUGACGGAGAUGAACAGACAAACGAUGGCGACGAGCAUACAAACGACGGAGAUGAGGAGACCAACGACGGUGAUGAGCAUAGAAACGACGGAGAUGCGGAGACCAACGACGGCGAUGAGCACACAAACGACGGAGAUGUGGAGACCAACGACGGAGAUGUGGAGACCAAUAACGGAGAUGUGGAGACCAACGACGGCGACGAGCACACAAACGACGGAGAUGCGGAGACCAACGACGGAGAUGCGGAGACCAACGACGGAGAUGAGGAGACUAAUGACGGAGAUGUGGAGACCAACGGCGGCGACGAGCAUACAAACGACGGAGAUGAGGAGACCAACGACGGCGAUGAGCACACAAACGACGGAGAUGCGGAGACCAACGACGGAAAUGAGGAGACAAACGACGGAGAUGUGAGACCAACGACGGAGAUGAACAGACCAACGAUGGUGACGAGCAUACAAACGACGGAGAUGUGGAGACCAACGACGGCGACGAGCAGACCAACGACGGAGAUGAACAGACCAACGAUGGCGACGAGCAUACAAACGACGGAGAUGAGGAGACCAACAACGGUGAUGAGCAUAGAAACGACGGAGAUGCGGAGACAAACGACGGCGAUGAGCACACAAACGACGGAGAUGCGGAGACCAACGACGGAGAUGAGGAGACAAACGACGGAGAUGUGGAGACCAACGACGGAGAUGAACAGACGAACGACGGAGAAUGGAAGGCGACAUGCAAUUGAAGAAUCCGAGAGUAUCGGUAGUUGGAUAGAAGGAGCAAUGAUGGUGUUUUUAUUAUCAUAUUUUUUGAUAAAUGUUCUACGCCGUAUCACAAAUUAG